Molecule: messenger RNA, 2590 nt
Organism: Sardina pilchardus (European sardine)
Lineage: Eukaryota; Metazoa; Chordata; Actinopteri; Clupeiformes; Clupeidae
Gene: hoxb9a
Product: homeobox B9a
Exons: 2
Coding region: 143-892 (249 amino acids)
Biological process (GO): embryonic skeletal system morphogenesis; anterior/posterior pattern specification; proximal/distal pattern formation
Cellular component (GO): nucleus
Molecular function (GO): RNA polymerase II cis-regulatory region sequence-specific DNA binding; DNA-binding transcription factor activity, RNA polymerase II-specific
Source: RefSeq, a predicted model, not a curated record
CAUUUAGCUCGGCUCUCACAACAGAACAGCCUGGCUCUACUUUGUUGGCGAGAGAGUUGAGGGGAGUAGCGUGGAAAAAAAUACCCAGUGCUCUCUUACAUGUUUUCCCUUCAAUGAACCGUGCGUUGUAUAAUGUCCGAGAAUGUCCAUUUCUGGAACUCUAAGCAACUACUAUGUCGAUUCCAUCAUAAGUCAUGAGAAUGAAGAUCCAACCUCGACCAGGUUCUCCAAUGUGCAGUAUUCAAGCUCUAGGCAACCGGGACAUGGCGAGCAUCCCGAAUUUCCAUCCUGCAGUUUCCAGCCCAAACCUCCCGUUUUCAGUUCUUCUUGGAGUCCGUUCAGUCCCCAUGCCUCCAACAGCCUACCGGCGGUGUACCACCCGUACAUACCAACUCAGCCCAUACCUUCCACGGACAGCCGAUACCUCCGCUCAUGGCUCGACUGCACCCCGCGAACUGCCGAAUCCCUACCCGGACAAGGGCAGGUCAAGAUGGAACCGCUGCUGGGACAUCUCGGGGAGCCCACCAAAAUCGGAGGGCACGAAUUCAUUUUGGAAUCCUCCUCGUCAAGGGAGCAGAAUCCCGGCCAGGGCACCGGGUUCGAAGACAAUAAGGACAUUUGCGAAGGUAGCGAGGACAAAGAGGGGCCAGAUCAAACUGAUCCAUCUGCCAACUGGUUACAUGCCCGGUCAUCUCGGAAAAAGCGGUGCCCAUACACCAAAUACCAGACCCUGGAGCUAGAGAAGGAGUUCCUCUUCAACAUGUAUCUAACGAGGGACCGGAGACACGAGGUGGCCCGUUUGCUGAACUUGACGGAGCGACAAGUGAAAAUAUGGUUUCAAAAUCGACGGAUGAAAAUGAAGAAAAUGAAUAAGGAUCAGCCUAAGGAAUAAGGGAUGCCCUUAACAGAUACACACACACACACACACACACACGUUUACGCACUCACUCUCUCUCUCUCUCACACACACACACACACACACACACACACACACACACACACACACACACACACACACACACACACACACACUCACUGAAAUGCCUUUUACAGAGUCGGACCCGUUUCUUGUUGGUGAUGAUGCUUUGAGUGUCUGUCUUUGAUUUUUUUUUCUUUUUGAUAUAAUAAAACACACUCAUUACUGGGCUGCAGACCAACUGUUGAAACGGGGAAUGGUUGACGCGAGGGCACGUCGCAGGCGCUCAGACUCUCGAAGGCGACUUUUAUUACUUAUUUAUUAUUUGACGCACUGCGCCGACGCUCCACCAGGACAGGCAGGAGGGUGUCGAAACAUGGGCUUCAAGUGACCGUGAAUGCUUAAGAAAAAUGGGAGAUGCUGAUUGUGUCUUCUACCUGCAUCUUUUCCUUUCUUGGAUUUAUUUUGUAAUCAUUCCUUUUUAACACCAAUCCUUUGUGAUGUUAUAUAAUUCAGAAACAAAAAUGAAGUUAACCGAGAUUAUUUGGCGAUUAUUUAAAUAAAAAGUAGUGGAUGUAAUUUAAAUCUGUCUCUUUGUUAGGGUGUGUAAUUUUAAUUGGGUUAGUGUAUUUUGUGUCUAGGCCAUAGGUGUUUAAGGCUGUUGGGUCUAAAAUUAAAAUGGCAGAAUAAGCCAUAGUUUUAAGGACUUAUUAUUAUUAUUAUGAUUAUUACUAGUAAUAGUAUUAUUAUUAUUAUUAUUAUUAUCACUGUUAUUCAUUUGAGCUAGUGUUGCCUUACGGCUUUGCUCAUGCUUUUUCAGCAGCCAAUCGCGAAGUCAGUGUCCAGCUUGUGUGAUUUCGCAUAUGCUGUAAUCAUAUAUUUAUCCAUCAUUUUGGCUAAAUAUUUACUCUGAAACUGGAAGAUGCUUAUGAGGUUUUGCUAAAAACAAUUUGUCUUGCGUGCAGAACUGUCAGGCAGUGCCCGGGUCUCUUCGUGAUAAGUGUCCUUGUACGGGUACAAAUGUGUUUGAAAUAUCUGUCCGUUUUAUAUCCCAUAUAGAUUGAAAAAGUUGUGGGUAUUAUUUUCAUGAAAUUUACUGGAAAUUGAUUAUUGUUCCGUGUACGCUGUUUUGAGAUCAUGUUUCGAUAUGUUAGUGUGGCACCUGACUUGAUGCAAGCGAUCCCUUGGUAUCACAUGUAUGAAACGUAGAAUUAGAGAUCACUUUUACCAAAAUGUCAUUUAAGCAUAUUCAUCUAACAUUUUGCAUUUGUUGUUGUAACACACCUGAAUGUGCCGGUAACCCAGGGAAUGCGUAACUGUCGAAGAUAGCCCCUAAUUAACAGUUUCCCACCAGUUACGAGCAAAGAUGUUUACAUUAGAGCAUGCUCCUUACCAUCAUGUUUUAGUUCUCAUGCGUGUUUUUUAUCACUAGCCUAUAGUCCUAUCAGAUGAGUUAUCCCUACCUUGCAGAUGAGAUAUGUCUAACUUAUUGUACAUACGUUAAUAACCCUGGCUCUUUUUACGGAAUGCGUUUUAUAUUUCUGAGAAGGCGGGUUUGGAAAGGGACCUCAUACUUGAAUGAGAUAGAGGUAAUCUUUUGGAUUUUUAGUUAUUGUUUACAUGUGUUUGUCCAAAAUGUCAUGAGAUUCAACUGUAUUGUCCAAUAAAACAAUU